AUGGCAAGUCCGUUGCUGUGCCUGGCCGCCGCGGCGCUGGCCGUAGUAGCCGUCCUCGUCUCCACGACAGAGGCGUGGCGCGCGACGCCGCCGCCGCUGCCGGUGCUGCCGAUCCCGUCGGCGCCGCAGCUGAAGUGGCAGUGCCGCGAGGUGAUCAUGUUCUUCCACUUCGGCAUGAACACCUUCACGGACUCCGAGUGGGGCACGGGGUCGGAGGACCCGUCGCUGUUUCGCCCCGCGGGGCUCAACGCCACCCAGUGGAUGGACGCGGCGCGCGCGGCGGGGGCCUCGCUCGUCAUCCUCGUCGCCAAGCACCACGACGGGUUCUGCCUCUGGCCGUCCGAGUACACGGCCCACUCCGUGCGCGCCAGCCCCUGGCGCGGAGGCCGCGGCGACGUGGUCAGGGAGUUCGUGGACGCCGCCCGUGCGCGCGGCGUCGACGCCGGGCUCUACCUCUCGCCGUGGGACCGGCACGACGAGCGGUACGGCGAGGAGGUCGCGUACAACGAGUACUACGAGGCCCAGCUCCACGAGCUCCUCACCGGGUACGGGAGCGUGUCGGAGAUUUGGUUCGACGGCGCCAAGGGCAAGAACGCGACCAAUAUGACGUAUCACUUCCAGGAGUGGUUCCAGACGGUGAAGCAGCUGCAGCGCUCCAUCAACAUCUUCUCCGACGACGGGCCCGACGUCCGGUGGGUCGGCGACGAGAAGGGCUACGCCGGAACCACCUGCUGGUCCACCGUCAACCGCUCCAUGAUCACCAUCGGCGAAGCCGGCAUCGAGAAGGCGACCCACUGGGUGCCGCCGGAGUGUGACGUGUCGAUCCGGACGGGCUGGUUCUGGCACAAGAACGAGACGGCCAAGCCGCUGAGCCAGCUGCUGGAGAUCUACUACAACUCCGUGGGACGGAACUGCGUGCUCCUGCUCAACGCGCCGCCCAACUCCACUGGCCUGGUCGAGGACGCCGACAUCGCGCGGCUGCGCGAGUUCGGGGCCGCCGUGGCCACCAUCUUCGGCACGGACCUCGCCGCGGGCAGCGAGCGCGGCGCCGGGUUCGCGGCGCGCAACGUGCUGGACGGCCGCGACGACACGUACUGGGCGCCAACGGGCGAGGACGGGCGCCGGAACGGGUACUGGAUCGAGCUGCGUCUGCGGCGGCCGGGGCCGGGCGCGCAGGCGUUCAACGUGGUGCGGAUCCAGGAGCACGUGGCGCUGGGGCAGCGCGUGGAGCGGCACGCGGUGUACGUGGACGGCGCGCCCGCGUUUCAUGGCGACUCGUCAAUAGCGCCGCAGUCCGUCCCUCCACCCAAUCUCGUCGCCACCCGUGAGAGCGCAGAGGAAGCCCACGCACCUGGCAAGGACGGCAGCGGCGAGACUACUGCCCCAUUCAUCUCCAAGGACGAAUCUGCAGCGGCUGGUGGGCUUAGGGCAGCAGCAGCGCGGGUGCAGAUGCAUCUCAACCCAAGGCUAGCAGCGCGGUGGUGGUGCUGGUCAUGGUCUUCAACUCUGUAG
Miscanthus lutarioriparius is the source of this 1512-nucleotide messenger RNA. NCBI's taxonomy places the organism in Eukaryota, Viridiplantae, Streptophyta, Magnoliopsida, Poales, Poaceae. The record is from the annotation of a GenBank genome assembly.